AUGCGCGGCCAAAUGCGCGAACGAUCCGAGAUGCAGGUCCUACGGUGUUGGACAAGGGUCUUGCAGGACGUAUUCAGCGCCAGUCGAGAGCUGUGCUCGGGCUCGCUCAGCUGGGGCAUGGAAGUUCUUCGACAAGGGUUGCGGAUUGCCCAAGGCGAAGCAUACGACGACAAGACGGGUUACGAAGACGAAGAAGCCGGUUGUGACGGUGACCAAGACCAAGAAGCCGACCAAACACCACACCACUGCAAAGAGACCUGUACCCACGAAAAAGUCUACGACGGUGGGGAAGCCUUCGACGACGAAGAAAUCCACGACGACGAAGAAAUCCACGACGACGAAGAAGUCUACGACGACAAAGAAGCCCGGGACGGCAGUCGAUCCCGCAACAGCGAAGAUAACAACGACUACUAA
Zymoseptoria tritici IPO323 is the source of this 414-nucleotide messenger RNA. RefSeq lists its product as uncharacterized. The transcript has a single exon. NCBI's taxonomy places the organism in Eukaryota, Fungi, Ascomycota, Dothideomycetes, Mycosphaerellales, Mycosphaerellaceae. The coding region runs from base 1 to 414 and encodes 137 amino acids. The record is from RefSeq and is a predicted model, not a curated record.